Hyalella azteca is the source of this 3284-nucleotide messenger RNA. It is a transcript of the gene Tom70, whose product is annotated as mitochondrial import receptor subunit TOM70. The coding region runs from base 214 to 1935 and encodes 573 amino acids. NCBI's taxonomy places the organism in Eukaryota, Metazoa, Arthropoda, Malacostraca, Amphipoda, Hyalellidae. The transcript has 10 exons. Gene Ontology annotation, molecular function: protein binding. The record is from RefSeq and is a predicted model, not a curated record.
GAUGACAUUCACGGUUUUAUGAUUCUGCAAGCACACAUCCAGGAUUGUUUUCGACUUGCCGACUUAGUGCUUUCGUGUGACCGGUUGUAAGUUUGUUAACGAUUGAUUAUAGACUUAAGUGUUGUUACUGGCCAUAUUGGACCUGUUGUGUGACGGAUACAUUUUUAACGCCUUUUUUUCUGAAUACAUUAAUAAGUAAGAAACUUCACGAAGAUGUCUGCUUCUAAAUAUAUCGUGGCGGAGGAUUCUGGUACAUCUAAAUGGAAAUUGGCAUUAGCUUUCGGAGGAGCUGCCUUCCUAUGUGCAGGCAUUUAUUACAAAUUUUAUGCCAAUUCUGAAUCAACUAGAGACAAGAAACCACCAAAAAAGCCAUCGAAGACCUCUGGCAGUUCUAAAGCAAAGAAUGGCACUGCUAAAUCCACUGUUGAUGACCAAACUCCUCUGGGCAUAGCAAUGAAGCAUAAAUCUACAGGGAACAGCCACUUUUUGAACAAGCGCUACACUGAAGCCAUUGAAUGCUACGAUGCUGCUAUUAAGGCUUGUCCACCUGAAGCCGCACAAGACCUAGCUACUUUCUACCAAAACAAAGCUGCUGCCAAUGAAGCACUGCAAAACUGGCCUGAAGUUCUAAGUUCCUGCAGUUCAGCUCUGGAACUGAACCCUCGAUACUCGAAAGCAUUAACAAGACGUGCAAGGGCAGCUGAAGCUCUUCUUGAUUUGGAUCUAGCAUUGGAAGACUACACUGCACUCUGCAUCAUUGAGUCUUUUGCCAAUCAAGAGAGCCUAGUUCUUGUGGAUAGAAUACUAAAGGAAAUUGGAAUGGCUCAUGCCAAAGAGGUAUUUGGUGUUCCUCGAAAUCAGCUGCCAUCCAAGAACCACAUCAAGCCUUACUUUAAUGGCUUUUGCAGUGACCCUGUCUUCAAAGAGGUGCUCAGUGAAAAAGAGCCAGCAGAUGAAGAAGCUGAGAAGCAUGCUGUGUCCAACGGGUAUCUGCGUGCUGUUCAGCACAUGCGGGAGGAGCGCUACGACCAAAUCCUCGAGUGCUGCAGCAACGAGCUCGCCAACCCUCUGUCGCCGUACAGGGCACGCGCACUGCUGCUCAGGGGCUCCAUGUAUGUCCUCAUGCUAGACAGGGACAACGCGAAGAAGGACUUCAAUGAAAUUGCUGCUAUGGAGUCUGUUCCGUCCGAGUUCAGGACCGUGGCUCUUGCAAAGCUCGGGAGCAUGGAGGUGGCAUUCAACAACAGCGACGAGGCUCUCGUCAUCUACAACCGAGCCCUCAAUAUUGAUGACAAAAAUCCUGAUGUCUACCAUCAGAGGGGACAGAUGUUCCUGAUGUUGAGCAAUAUUGAUGCAGCCAUCGAGAACUUCAAUAAGGUCGUCGAGCUUGCGCCUGACUUUGCCAUAGGUUUCAUCCAGAAACUUCACACGGACUACAGGCAUGCGUGUUAUAAACAUGACCUUUCUGAGGCCAAGAAAGUCAUCGCCGAGUUCGAGAAGGCCAGGACCAGGUUCCCUAAGUGCACUGAACUCUAUCUCCUGCUCGCCCAGAUCUACAUCGACGAGGAGGAAUACAGCAAAGCAGAGGAUCAGUUCACAACCCUGCUUGCCAACGAGCCGGAGAACCCACUAGGCAUUGUGUACCGCGCCAUGCUGCAGGUGCAGUGGAAGAGUGACCUGGACGGCGCUAAGAAGCUCAUUAGGAAAGCUCUUGAAGUGGACCCCAUGUGCGAGCUGGCGCUAGAAAACCUCGCUACUAUUCACGUUCAAACUGGGAACCUGCAGGACGGCGUUGAGCUAUUCAACCGAGCGAUCCCACUGGCCAAGAGUCUGCAGGAGGCGGCUCACUACUGCGCGCUGAGGGACGCGGCUGUGGCGCAGAUCAAGGUGGUGCAGAGGCUCGGCAUCACCUUGCCCAGCCCCUCACAGUUCUAGUGCUCCUGUUCCUUCUUCUGACGUAGUAUCUUUGUUUCACGCUCAAGGAUUAUUAGGAAUGUUUUCUGAUUUUAUUUUUGGAUAUACAUGACAUUCGAGAUUUGUUUUUCCUCAUAUCCUUUCGAACGCAACUUUCGAGUAAAUUUCAGUUAGUUUUUUAGUAGGUUAAGCAUGAUUAAUGCCAUUUAUGUGACAUAUUAAAAUAGGCCUUGGCUUUGAUUUGUGGCCUCCCCUUUGUGGAUGAGCUUAUUCUUGGAUGUGGAUAUAUUCUAUUUGUGCUCGUCUAAUUUGUUCUAAAAAGAUCAGCCAACGUUGAGGAAAGUUCACUGAUUUUUUUUUAUCGGGACCAUUCUGAUUAAUUAUUUCGCUUUCCUUGUGUUAAUUUCGUUGAUUUAAGCGGCAGCCUUUAUGAUGAUUAAGUGUUUUAGAUCGGUGAAAAGAUAUUGUUCAUUUUACAGCAAUUUCAUAUCCCUUGCAAUACAAGUUCCCUGCUUCAUUCAAGUAUAAGUUAUGUGAUUCUAUGGGCCUCUAGAGGUUCUAUUAUCUAAUGUGAUGAAGUCAGUUAAUGGAAGUUACUAUAUAUGUGCGAUUUUUUCCUUACUACGUUGAUUGGCCGCACUUGUUGAGUAGCCAUGCCGUUUAUACGGCCACUUUAAAGUAGGCGUCGGCUCGAUAUUUUCUAGUCGCCUGCACGGCUGAGCUCGUCAUUCCGUAGCCGGUAUGCUGUUUUCCUAAUGAAUGUUUACCGACAUAUUGCCCAACAUACUAGCACAAUGUGUCCUCUUAUUUGCAUCAGACCACAAUGAUUCUGCAUGUCUAUCUUUCAAAAAAUCACUGAUUAAUAUAAUUUUUUCUAAAUUAUAUCGAUCGUUUUUGAACAUGUGCGCCUAUAAAUAGUACUUGGCAUUUAUAUAGAUAUGAAGAUCGUGCAUUUUUAUAUUUCCUUUAACAUUUAUUUUACUUUUGAUUCAAUAUCUGCAGAAUUUAAUCAAUCAUUUAAACGAGUCUUUUUCGUAGAUAAUAUUCCUACGUUCUGAAGACCUUUCAUUAUUAACGAUAUUACCGCAUACCAUUACGGCAGAAUGUCCCGUAGUUAUAUGCUUAUAUACUAGCCUGCUCGUUCAUGACAUAAUGUAUAUACUUUGAAUAUCUUAGCGCAUCUACACUUGAAACGCGGAUGUAAUUAACAGAUCUGUAUGCAUGUGACAGGAUCUAUUGUUGAUUGCAUUUGCGCUAUUUCAGACGACGAUUGUUGAUAGCUUAAUAUUGAUUGUCGAUGCUAGAAUUGAAUAUAGAGGAUCUUGCGAUUUAAGUUUGGCUUUUAUGGAAAUAUACGUUAUGAUUCUUUG